This is a messenger RNA of Hydractinia symbiolongicarpus, 605 nucleotides long. RefSeq names its product calmodulin-A-like. Bases 1 to 477 code for a protein of 158 amino acids. The transcript has 4 exons. Gene Ontology annotation, molecular function: calcium ion binding. Gene Ontology annotation, cellular component: cytoplasm. Lineage: Eukaryota; Metazoa; Cnidaria; Hydrozoa; Anthoathecata; Hydractiniidae. The record is from RefSeq and is a predicted model, not a curated record.
AUGUUCCUACACAAAAUCAAAUCCGGUUUCUUUAAUUUCUUGUCCAGGUUAUUUUCAAGUCAAGAUGAGCAAUCCUUUCGGGGAGCAUUUAAUAACGUCGACAGUGACUCCGAUGGGCACAUCACACUAGAAGAGGCUAUACAAGCUAUGAGCUUAUGUGGCAUUCGACCAACACAAAGCGAAAUACAAGACAUGUUUACUGAAAAACCGGGAUCGCUGGAUUUUCCGGAUUUUUUGAAGUUGCUCUACAAAAGAAUCAAAAAUGUAGAUGACAAUUCGGAAAUGUUACAGGCUUUUCGCAUGUUCGAUACUGAAGGCAAUGGAACUAUCAAGACAACAGAAUUUCGUAAUAUUCUUCUUGCAAUAAAUGACCAAUUUCAAAAAGAAGAAAUUGAUGAAAUGCUUAAAGAUGCUGAUCCUGAAAAGAAAGGAGUAAUCGAAUAUCAAAAAUUUAUUCACAAAAUGAAACAAUCAUAGAUAGAUGGAUAACGAGUGUUCAACACAACUCGAGUUUCGCGCCAUUUUUAUUGUUGUCAUGAGAAGAGAAAUUGAAAUCAAUCUUUAUCAAGAAGAACAACAAAAAUCAUAUAGUGUGAUGAGUUGAU